AUGAGUGAUAUGGAUAACGAGAAUCGUUCCAAGCCAGAAGAAAGCAAUCAGAAUGAAGAAAAUAGUCAUCAACGAAAUCGGCCAGAAGCACUUCCGAAACUUAAACAUAAUUUAAAUGAAGAAUACAAGCCGUUUGAUAAUGGUUACAAUUCACCGCUUUCAUCACCAAUUAUCAAAGAGAAGAUUGAGAGUGUAUUGCAUUUUGCAUCAACACCUCUGGUGGAAGAUGGUACUCCAGAAUCUUUACUCUAUCAAUCAUGGCAUACUCCUUCUGUAAAUCCUAUGUUACCUGAGGAUUUCUUUUCAGUGAAACAUAUUCAACGAAGAGAAAGGGAACUAUACAAUCCACGAAAUCACCUUUUGCAAAAUUUGGUAGAUCUGGUAGAAUCAGCAGUCCCAUCAAGACCAAGGCAAAUGUCAUCGGAGGGACAGAGUACAGUAACAGAGGCUAACUUAUUAACAUCAGUCGACCACCAAGCGGGGUUACAACAGUCUGUGACAAUACCAAAUGAUAAUUUUGGAAACAAUUUUAGGUCUUCAUCAUUUUCGCCUCAGCCGUUUCUUCAAUAUAUGCCAAUUGCUUCUGGACAUUCCAUUUCAAAUCGUCCGACUCAGUUUGAUUCGUUUACACCAAAUCUGAAUUCAUCACUAUUUGGCACACCACCUGUUACACCUACUUCUCAUUUAUUUGCACCAAAUUUGAGUUUAUCACUAUUUGGCACAUCACUUGUCACGUCUACUUCACAUUUAUCACCUGGAAAUCUACAGCCAGAUUUACGAAGCGUUAAACUAUCCUCAUCGAAUGAGUCAUGUGGAUAUUGUAUUGCUACUUGCGAAUUUCCACAAGAUCAUAAUAAAAAGGAAUGUCCGAAAUUAGCAUGCAUGAAGCCGUGCAAAAUAUGUAAUGCAAAUGGAAGGGAAAAUCAUACCUUAAUAGAGUCGCCUAUAUUGGGAGUAAUUAAUUCGCGUGGUACCCCUCGCUUGGUUAUUUUUCCACAUCAUUUUAGAGAGGUUGUUCCAUGUAAUCCUCCAUUACAUGAUGUUACUGAAAUUCAAGGUCUCGUAGCGAUUCCUGCUAUACGGUGUGCUAAUUCUGGAGAGAGGGACAGGUUGAUUGGUCGGUUCGAGUUGGUAACAGUGGAAAUGCCAAGCGAAUGUGGCACAUCGACGAGGGAGGGUAUCACAAUGGGGCUGGAUGAACCUGAUGAUUACAUGCGGUACAAGAAGCUUGAGAAGCAGCUUGAACACUUAGAUGUUAUGGAGGAAUAUGUAAAGCUAGAAACACGAAAUCUAGAAAAAGAAUUAUUACAUGCUCAAGAAGAGGUUAAAAGAAUACAAUCUGUCCCUUUAGUUAUUGGACAAUUCCUGGAAGCCGUUGACCAAGAUCAUGCAAUUGUAGGGUCAACUACAGGAUCAAAUUAUUUUGUUCGCGUGUUAUCCAUUUUGGAUCGUGAGCUGUUGAAGCCUGGUUGUAGCGUGGCAUUACAUAAAUAUAGCAAUGCUCUUGUUGAUGUAUUGCCACCGGAAGCAGAUUCGACAAUACAAAUGCUCCGUGCCGAUGAAAAACCUGAUGUUUCAUAUACCGAUAUUGGAGGUCUCGACAUGCAGAAACAGGAAGUUCGCGAAGCAGUGGAACUUCCUCUUACUCAUGGGGAGCUCUAUCAACAGAUCGGUAUUGAUCCUCCGCGAGGUGUACUUAUGUAUGGCCCACCAGGAUGCGGUAAAACAAUGCUUGCAAAAGCAGUAGCAGCACAUACAACAGCUUCAUUUAUCCGUGUCGUCGGAAGUGAAUUUGUUCAAAAAUAUCUUGGAGAAGGACCACGCAUGGUACGUGACGUAUUUCGUCUAGCCAAAGAGAACAGUCCAUCGAUAAUAUUCAUCGAUGAGAUUGAUGCAAUUGCAACAAAACGGUUCGAUGCACAAACCGGUGCUGAUCGUGAAGUGCAACGGAUUUUACUGGAAUUGUUGAACCAGAUGGAUGGUUUUGAUCAGAGUACAAAUGUUAAGGUAAUAAUGGCAACAAAUCGCCAAGAUACACUGGAUCCAGCGCUUCUGCGUCCUGGCCGUUUAGAUCGUAAAAUUGAGUUCCCAAUGCCGGACCGCCGGCAGAAACGUCUUAUUUUCUCUACAAUUACGGCAAAAAUGAAUCUUUCGGAUGAAGUUGAUAUGGAAGAUUUCGUUGCUAGACCAGAUAAAGUAUCAGGUGCAGACAUCAAUGCCAUAUGUCAGGAGGCUGGUAUGCACGCAGUUCGUGAAAAUCGUUACGUUGUACUAACCAAAGAUUUCGACAAGGCGUACAAAUCUGUGAUAAAGAAGGAUCAAAAUGAUUUUGAGUUCUAUAAAUAA
Molecule: messenger RNA, 2346 nt
Organism: Cercopithifilaria johnstoni
Lineage: Eukaryota; Metazoa; Nematoda; Chromadorea; Rhabditida; Onchocercidae
Source: the annotation of a GenBank genome assembly